ACCCAGGGGUUGGAAUGGACGCUUUAUAUGACCUGAUUUAUCGUCAUCCACAAAUGCUUAUGAUCGUGGGAAGCGCGUGUUCGGAAGUAACGAAGACGCUUGCGGAAAUCGUGCCUUACUGGAAUCUGCUUUUGGUUUCAUUCGCGUCUACUUCGCCAGCCUUAAGUGAGCGAGAAAAGUAUAAAACGUUCUUUCGGUUGGCACCUGCCGACUCCUCCCAGAAUCUUCCUCGGGCAAUGUUCAUCACACACUUCGGAUGGGACACAGUAGCUACAUUAUACGAGAUCGAAGGCGACUAUUCACUGGCAAUCGAUGAGAUGGGGAGCACAUUUGAGCAGCACAAUAUUACCAUUAGUAUAUCCACGUCCUUCCGGCGAUUGGAGGACAUCCGUGAUAACUUGUUAGCCAUCAAGGAACAGGAUGCCCGAAUUAUUAUCGGAGGCUUUGGUGAGAAGGCGGCAAGGAGUGUACUUUGCGAGGCAUACCACCUCAAGAUGUAUCGUCCCCGCUAUGUGUGGAUGCUCAUAGGCGACUACGUGGACAGGUGGUGGGAGGCGACCAAUGACACCGCCUGCAGCGUGGAGCAGCUCCGAGUGGCCGCUGAGGGAUAUUUCACCAUCGACAGCCUCAACUCGCUUAGCAACGAUGAUCUGUCAUCGGCUAACAUUACAUUACGUCAGUUCCUGGCGGAUUACGACGCGAUGAACGGAUCUCGUCCGCUGUCACCCUUUGCCACCAGCACAUACGAUACCAUUUGGACGAUCGCGUAUACGCUGCAUCAAGCACUGGAACGUGACAAAAACUUGUCUUUAGAGUCAUUUACAUAUCAAGACCGGGCUUAUCAGCAGGUGUUCUUCGACAUAAUGCAGAACAUGGCUUUCAUAGGAAUAUCGGGCCCAGUGUCGUUCGAGGGACCCGAUCGGAAAAGCAUUUCUGUCAUUAGUCAAAAUCAAAACGGUAGCAUGAUCAGGAUUGCGUUGUUCGAACCAGACAGUGAGCGACUCAACUUUGACCCCAUCACAUGUAGACCAAUUGUGUGGACAGGUGGGCGGGCUCCAAGGGAUAAAACAGUGCUUGUUGCGCGCCGGAAGAAGAUCCAGACGACGGCAUACCUUUGCGUCAGUACUAUCAGUGUCUGUGGACUGGCGCUGGCUACCGGGUUUUUGGCCUUUAAUCUGUGUCAUCGGAAACUGAGAUAUAUUAAACUGUCCAGUCCGAAGUUGAACAAUAUGGCGGUCGUCGGAUGCAUGUUGGUGUAUACAGGCAUUGUAUCGCUCGGAUACGACGAUUCGGAAGUGGAGCCCACAUAUUUCUCAAUCCUUUGUACGGCAAGAGCUUUUCUGUUUUCUUCUGGCUUUUCGAUGUCCUUUGGUGCAAUGUUCACAAAAACAUAUCGGGUUCAUCAAAUUUUUACCCGAGCCAACAGGGGCCUUAUAAAAAGCAAGUUGCUGCGUGACAAGCAGUUGUUAUUUAUUGUCGGGGCGCUGCUCAUGGUUGAUUAUGUGAUACUGAUCAUAUGGGGUAUAGUGGACCCCAUGCAUAAACAGAUUACCAACCUCACCACGGAGGCAUCCGAGGGUGAUGAAGAUCUGUUAUAUAUUUAUCAGCUUACCACGUGCUAUUCCGUCCAUUUGGACAAAUGGACCGGGGCUCUUUACACGUACAAAGGCCUCCUCCUAAUAUUCGGCGUCUAUAUGGCAUGGGAGACCCGGCACGUGAACAUUCCCGCGCUCAACGAUUCCCGUUAUAUCGGCAUGAACGUCUACAACGUCGUCAUCACGUCCGUUCUUGUUGUCACACUAUCGAACAUCCUAUCUCAUCAGCCAACCCUUGCCUAUGUGAUCGAGUCCUCAUUCAUGCUUCUGUCGACCACUAUGACACUAUGUCUUUUAUUCGUACCAAAGAUAUAUGCAAUUCUAAUUACAAAAGGUGAGCCUAUUAUAGCUGCCUCUGGUAUAACGGUUGAUGCCAAUUGCCGUCGCUUUGCAGUCGACGAUAAACGUGAGCUCAUGUACAGAGCGGAGGUCCAAAACCGCGUCUAUAAGCAGGAACUCAUAGAGUUGGAGCAGCAGAUAUGUCGUUUAGAGCGGUUACUGGAAUUGCCUAUUGCGCCAUACCCUAAGCUCACAAACGAACUUCUGUAUCUACUUCCGGAAUCGAGGGUCGAUCCGUCUCCAACCUACAGGCGGCGCUGGGAAGAAAGAGAGAUGUUUAAUUCCAUUUCCGAUGCAGGCGACAUCUGUAUGGGAAUAUCGGAGGAACAAACUGAAGAGUCUGAAGGCCAGCUGAACACAGUGGUUACUACGGAGAGGAAACCAAGUAGAAGGCGGUCAAACAGAUUGAGCAUUCGGAUAGCAAAAAACUAUGCAUACUCAAAGCUCUGUAAACUGCGACCUCGAUUCAGUGUUGGAAGUAUAAACUUUAAGCCCGAUGAAAUGGAUGGCAUAAUAUCGCCCUCACCCUUAGUUUCUCCAGAUGGCUUUCUCAUGCCAGAUAUCCAAGUCCAUCGUUCGAAGUCAUCACAUCCUCUCAUCCGACAGGAGGCAGUAGACGAGAGAAAGAUGCGUGUUUUAGGCACAGAUGAAUCAAACCAGAGCUCAGAUACGAAAACAUUUGAAGCAAACAUAUCAGACGACGGUGAACUGCAACAUGAGGAUGACGAAUAUUCAUCAGUGUCUUUUGCAGUCCCAGACCUAGAUGAAGUAUUUGGACAUUCAGUUGAUGGCUGUAAUGAGCUACGAAUGUCAGGUGAAAUUAAAUCAAGACCAUCAAUUAUGCCAAGAAGAAGGAAGUAUGGCAACACAUUGGACAUUCCAAGAGACUUGCCUACUUGUCAAAUCACUGCAGUGGAUGCACAUUCAGGGAUGCGUUCGCCUGUUUUUAGACGUGCAAGGUCUAUAAUUGAGCAUGAACGCAGAACGCGUAUAAAGAAACUGCAGUCAGACCUAAGAAAAAUACAAAAGGAACUUCAAGACUUAGAUGAUCUCGAAUACAGUGUCUCAAUUGUGUAAAUAGCGUAAAUGUUAUUAACACAUUAAGUUCAUACUUUAUUGGUUGUAUAUGUAAACGAAGUUCGAAAUUAAUUAGAUAAACUAUACAAAAGAGAUAAAAAAAACACUCGAAAAUCUAUGGUGCUGUUUACUGCUUUCAUAUUAAUAUCGUUAAAGCGUUUUGAAGUACUGGAGUUGUUGGCGUUUUCGUAAAAAGCUGACCAAGUUAAACCUACGCAUUGAACUUACUUUAACAUCGAACUUUAUGCCAUGCUACCAAAACAUUAAAUUAAAUAAUUAAAAUCAAGCCAUAUGUUUACAAUAAAUAUAAGUCAUAUUAUUACUAGUAGGCAUAGGUUAAUAUAAUCACGUCGUAUGAAAGUGCAUCUAUUGCUAAAACUAAUGAUUUAAACAACCUUGUUUAUCAGCUAU
Messenger RNA from Dreissena polymorpha, 3422 nucleotides. Its product is annotated as gamma-aminobutyric acid type B receptor subunit 2-like. The record is from RefSeq and is a predicted model, not a curated record. Lineage: Eukaryota; Metazoa; Mollusca; Bivalvia; Myida; Dreissenidae. Gene Ontology annotation, cellular component: membrane; G protein-coupled receptor heterodimeric complex. Gene Ontology annotation, molecular function: G protein-coupled GABA receptor activity. The transcript has 17 exons. Gene Ontology annotation, biological process: gamma-aminobutyric acid signaling pathway; G protein-coupled receptor signaling pathway. Bases 15 to 3011 code for a protein of 998 amino acids.